AUGCUGCUGGAGAGUGAACAGCUCCUGACCGAGCUGACCAGGCUUUUCCAGAAGUGCAGGACGUCAGGCAGCGUGUUCCUCUCCCUGAAAAAAUAUGAUGGUCACACUAGAUCCAUCCCAAAGAAGGGCUCUGUGGAGGGCGUUCAACCUGAAGGUAGCAAAUGUCUUCUGAGAGCUACAGAUGGGGAAAAGAAGAUCAGCACUGUGGGGAGCUCUACAGAAGUGAGUAAGUUCCAGAUGGCGUAUUUCAACCUGCUGAGGGCUAACAUGGACAGGCUGAAGAAGAGGGACAAGAAGAACAAGAACAAGAGGGCCAAACACCACAGUGAACGGCUCUGGGUUCUCUGCUCUUACCAGUCAACCAACGGAUUGCUGUUUUUCCUUUUGGCCACAGAGCUAGAUUUUUGGCUUCCUUGUGGAAAUUAUUUUCCUAUGAAAUGA
Molecule: messenger RNA, 441 nt
Organism: Octodon degus (degu)
Lineage: Eukaryota; Metazoa; Chordata; Mammalia; Rodentia; Octodontidae
Product: signal recognition particle 14 kDa protein-like
Exons: 1
Coding region: 1-441 (146 amino acids)
Biological process (GO): SRP-dependent cotranslational protein targeting to membrane
Cellular component (GO): signal recognition particle, endoplasmic reticulum targeting
Molecular function (GO): endoplasmic reticulum signal sequence receptor activity; 7S RNA binding
Source: RefSeq, a predicted model, not a curated record